Cotesia congregata is the source of this 769-nucleotide messenger RNA. NCBI's taxonomy places the organism in Eukaryota, Metazoa, Arthropoda, Insecta, Hymenoptera, Braconidae. The record is from the annotation of a GenBank genome assembly.
AGACAUAGACAACAACCAACAACUAACACGCUUGCAGACCGUGUUGUUGCAUGAUUCGUCUCCUCAACCUCAAACAAUUAAAACCAUGGCAGCCAGGAUUCUUUUGAGAAGACAAUCAAUAAGUAGAAUGAUGAAUGCCUCGAGAUCGGCGAGGACAACAUCAACGAUAGGUAAUUUAAAUAAUAUUAAAGAUGAUGACAAUUGGAGAACAGAACUUCUGGCUACUAUGAGAAUAUUUCAAAAUUUUAUCAGUCCAGAAGAGGAAGAUUCGUUGUUUCGGGAAGUAGAGCCAUACAUGAAACGUCUGCGAUAUGAAUUUUCCCACUGGGAUGAUGCGAUUCAUGGUUACCGUGAGACUGAAAGGGCCAAAUGGAAUGAAGAUAAUUCUAAAAUAAUUGAACGUGUCAAAGCAAUGGCUUUUCCACCGGGUAUGCCUGAGCUGGGUCUAGUUCAUGUUUUGGACCUCGCUGCUGAGGGAAAAAUAAAACCUCAUGUUGACAGUGUUCGGUUCUGUGGAGAUAUUAUUGCUGGAAUCAGUUUGUUGAGUGACUGUGUGAUGAGAUUGACUCAAGUUGGUAAUGAAAAAAAAUUUCGCCAAGAUUUUUUCCUACCUCGAAGAUCACUUUAUAUAAUGAGUGGUGUUGCUAGACAUAAAUACAACCAUGAAGUAUUAGGACCAGAAGAUUCAAUUUUUAAUGAUAAAAAAAUUAACAAAACUAGAAGAAUAUCAAUUAUAUGUCGCAGUGCUCCAGAUCCACAAAAAAAUAAU